This is a messenger RNA of Mirounga angustirostris (Northern elephant seal), 897 nucleotides long. It is a transcript of the gene CTXN3, whose product is annotated as cortexin 3. The coding region runs from base 652 to 897 and encodes 81 amino acids. NCBI's taxonomy places the organism in Eukaryota, Metazoa, Chordata, Mammalia, Carnivora, Phocidae. The record is from RefSeq and is a predicted model, not a curated record. The transcript is spliced from 2 exons.
GGAGGCUGGUUGCUGCAAGGUGCUAAUUGACAUCCCCGAAGAGGAAUAGUGUCAGCAAUCAGUAGAGAAGAGCAGAACAUUGGUAGAUUUAUGGCUUUGAUUUUGAAAAGGUAUGGGAAUGCCCGGUGAUGUUUCUCUGCUCCCCCCCUCCCCCUGCCCCCGCCCCCCGUACUCCUUUUGAAUGUUAAUGCUUUCUUGAAGAUGAUUUCCGACUCACUGCUAGGACACUGCCUCUACUCACUGAAGCAGAAUCCUCUGAAGAGUUGCGGAGGCAGAACUGAAAUCAUGGCUUGCCACAAAGCAGCAGCUGCAUUGGCCGCUAAUGAUGCCUCACACAGAAAGACGAUGCUCCUUUAACUCGGGGGUUUUAAUGGGAAGUUUCUAAGGCUGAAAGGACGGCUUUAGAUCUGGGGUGUGCCAUCAGCCGCUUGCAGAUACCAGUCUCCUGCCUCAACACAGCCUGGUCGGGAAGAAUGGAAACUAAAGAGGCUUGUAACUACCUGUAACUGUUCCACCAGGAAAUGGAUCAAGUGUUUGUUCAGCCAGAUGCAGAUAACUCAGCGUCUCCACGGGGCAGCCACCAUGAUCUCAGCAGACUGAUGAUGGAAGAGAAGGAAACUGGGCGAUCCCGUGCUCCUGCUUCUCUGGACGAUGGAUGGAGGACAGCCCGUCCCUUCACCCCUAGUGCCCCUUGAGGACGUGUCGGCAGAUUCUAGCAUGUCUCUAGAGCAGAAAACCACAUUUGUGUUUGUGAUUUUGUUGUUCAUUUUCUUGGGCAUCCUCAUUGUCAGGUGCUUCCGGAUCCUUCUGGACCCGUAUCGGAGCAUGCCAACCUCAACCUGGGCCGAUGGACUUGAAGGGCUGGAGAAGGGGCAGUUUGACCAUGCCCUUGCUUAG